Paramormyrops kingsleyae is the source of this 3144-nucleotide messenger RNA. It is a transcript of the gene srp68, whose product is annotated as signal recognition particle 68. Lineage: Eukaryota; Metazoa; Chordata; Actinopteri; Osteoglossiformes; Mormyridae. Gene Ontology annotation, biological process: SRP-dependent cotranslational protein targeting to membrane. The record is from RefSeq and is a predicted model, not a curated record. Gene Ontology annotation, cellular component: signal recognition particle, endoplasmic reticulum targeting. Gene Ontology annotation, molecular function: signal recognition particle binding; endoplasmic reticulum signal sequence receptor activity; 7S RNA binding.
UCCAGCUUCCGGUGGUAUGCUCGUCGAAAAGAUGGCCGGUGAAAAGCAGAGUGAGGCUAAACUUACCGGAAUGGAUGAAAAUAAAGAGAAUACAACCGACGAGACACUUGGACUAGAAAUUCUGCAGAUCAUUAAGGACUCCCAGCAGCAGCAUGGCUUGAGGCAUGGGGAUUACCAGAGAUACAGAGGGUACUGUUCUCGCCGCCUGCGGCGUCUCCGCAAGACGCUGGGCUUCAAAAUGGGCAACAGGCACAAGUUCACUGGAAAGAAAGUGACUGAGGAUAUGCUCACUGACAACAGGUACCUGCUGCUGGUCCUGAUGGAGGCAGAACGGGCCUGGAGUUACUCCAUGCAGCUGAAGAUGGAGGCCAACACGGAGCCCCGGAAGCGCUUCCACCUGAUGGCUCGCCUGCGGAAGGCGGCCAAGCACGCGGAGCAGCUGGAGAGGCUGUGUGAGAGCCGCCGCGUGGACGCCAAGACCAAGCUGGAAGCCCAGGCCUACACCGCUUACCUGGUUGGGAUGGUGCAGUUCGAGCUGCAGGAGUGGAAACCUGCAAUGGAGGCCUUCAAUAAGUGCAAAACGAUCUACGAGAAGCUGGCCAGUGCCUUCACUGAGGAGCAGUCGGUGCUGUACCACCAGCGCGUGGAGGAGAUAUCUCCUAACAUCCGCUACUGUGCCUACAACAUCGGUGACCAUAAUGCCAUCAACGACCUGAAGCUGAUGAGGCUGAGCGCCGGGGGAGGCGGCGGCAUGAUAGCAGAGAAGCUGGAGGCGCUGAUCACGCAGACCAGGGCGAGGCAGGCCGCCACCAUGAGCGAGGUGGAGUGGCGCGGCCGCACCGUGCCCGUGAAGAUCGACAAGGCCCGCAUCUUCCUGCUGGGCCUGGCCGACAACGAGGCCGCCAUUGCGCAGGCAGCGAACGAGGAAACGAAGGAGCGUCUUUAUGAGACCCUGCUAGCAGAGUGCAGGGAUACCAUCCAGGCCGUGAGGGAGGAGAUCAAAGCCGACGCAAAGCUGCGAGAGCGGGCUGCGGAUGGCGAGGUGGGGAAGGUCUCCAACCUGCAGUAUCUGCACAGUUACCUGACCUACAUCAAGCUGCUGACGGUCGUCAAGCGGAACGAGAGCAUGGCCCGGGUGCUGCAGGUCAAACUCAAGGAGGUCCAGCCGGAUGAGAGCAAGAGGAGCCCGAGGCCCCAGGACCUCAUCCGCCUCUAUGACAUCAUCCUGCAGAGUCUCAUGGAGCUGUCCACCCUUCAGGGACUGGAAGAGGACCGCACCUUCCAGAAAGAGGUCUCUCUCAAGAUGCUGGUCUACAAAGCCUACAGGUGCUUCUUCAUUGCCCAGUCCUACGUGCUGGUUAAGAAGUGGAGCGAAGCCCUGGUUCUGUAUGAGCGUGUUCUGAAGUACGCCUGCGAGGUUCAGUCAAAGGCCAAAAACCUCAACAACAGUCUGAAGGACCUCCCUGAUGUUCAGGAGCUGAUCACAGAGGUCAACGCCGAGAAAUACUCACUGCAGGCGGCCGCCAUUUUGGACACGGAAGAUGUUGUGGAAACACCUCAGCAGCAGGUCAAAGAUAACAAGCCCUUCUGUGAACGCCUGGAGACCUUUCACCUGGACCCCUCCCUGCUCGGCAAGCAGCCCAACCUGGUGCAGUUCCCGCCUGACUUCCAGCCCAUCCCCUGCAAGCCGCUCUUCUUCGACCUGGCCCUCAACCACGUGGCCUUUCCUCCGCUGGACGACAAGGUGGAGCAGAAGGGCAAGGGAGGCCUCACUGGCUACAUCAAGGGGAUCUUCGGCUUCGGCAGCUAAAUUCCGGUGUGGGGGGGGGGAGGCGUGGAGAUCCGCUGGGAGGUCCUGGCUUGUGGCAUGACGGCCGAGGCCACCAGCUCCACCUGCUGGGUGGAUUCCAGGAUCUAAGCCCCGCAUACACCUGGAGACGUGAAAGAGGGUGUGUCAGAUGUUCAUCAGCGCAGUCUGUCACAUGGGGGUGGGGGGGGGGGAGUAUCUAGUAUUUUUCUUUAUUGUAUUAUAAUUUCAAAUUUUAAAAAGCGCCUUUCUGUACCCAAUGCUAACAGUAUGNGGGGGGGGGGGGCACAGCAGCAAUCUCCCAUCAGCAACUGUCUUACUGUUUCACAAGUCAUUCCAGAAAAAGAAGAUGGACUUUUGGCGAUUCUGCCUGAAGGGCAACGCCGGUGUAAAAUGUGGCGUAACUGGCUGAGCUGUUUCAGUCGGGCUCGUGGUCGCCGGCGGCGGGAGGCUGAGCUGCAUUAGGACCAGACUGGCCAAUGCUGACUUCUGUAUCUUGCUGGAAUCAUGUGUUAUGUAUUUGUCAUAUUCCUAGAUCUAGGCAAUGUGUACAAUGUCUAAUGUCCAGUGGGUACAUACAGAGCACGUCAGAGUCCUGAUAGAAUCAGUCAUCACAUGCUCCUUCACGCCACCGUAGGCUACGUCCCCUCAAAGCCACUGUCACUUCCUGUCCUGUUGUAAUACCUCUUGUGCAAAGAGCUUGACCGUAAGCCAGUGACACGGAGCAUGACACCCACCCAAUGCGGCCGUGGAUGCAAGUCUGACUAAAGGGAAUUCAGCCUCACCUAGAGUUCCCUGUGUUAAGGGCUCCUAUUGGCUCACAGGAGAGUGGCCUGCUCCGCCCCUCACACCUCUAUCAUCUGUGCAUCUGAUCUCUAGAUGUCUACUGUAUAUCUGUAUGUUACAUGGGGGAGGGCAGCAUGUGUGUGUAGACUAUGGGUUUGGAAGCCAUAUGUCACGUCGUGUGUCUGUGCUUAAAUAUGGAGAGUUAUGCUACCCUCCCAGGAAAUCCCUUCGAUAAACGGUCUACGCAGCGGAUGAGACCUGGGGAAGCCUUCAGUUUUCCAUCUCUUCUACAGAUGGCCAGAUCUACAAAGUGAUACUCCUCAUGAUUUGAGUCUGAUUUCGGCUGGAUAGAGCCUCCUGAUGCUUUCAUUGUUCCCCGUGUGUCGUGAUGAAUGAAACUGAGUUUUUUGUUUGAUGGUGUCCGGCUGUUUUGGUACGUUGGCGGCCUGGAUGUUUUCUGCUGUCAUUGAGGAUGAAACGGGGACACAAGUUGUGAUUUUUUUUCCCCCCCCCCCAUUUAGGGCUCUUAAUUAAAACACAACUACAUGAAU